AUGGAAGAAACUCUAGCCCCAAGAAAGGACGCUUCACCUUUACUUAGGCCGGAUAAUAAGAGACCGCGUGAACCCAAUCAACGAGACGACACUCCUCGGGUUAAGCCAAGACAAAACCCCCAACCAGAAACCUUUACUCCCUUGAAUACAUCAAGGUCCAACAUCCUGAUGGAGAUGAAGGACCUCAAAGAGCUUAAAUGGCAUCCCAGAAUGCGGUCAUUACCUGAAAACAGAGACAGAACCAAGUACUGUGACUUUCACCAGGACCACGGACAUACCACUGAGGGUUGUUUGGAUCUGAAGCAACAAAUUGAGGCUCUCAUUAGGAGGGGCACGAUUAACGUUAUUGUCGGAAGAACAGCUUCAGGAGGAGACACUAAUAGUGGAUGUAAGCAGUAUGCUAGACAACUUCCAGCCUCCUCCAAUACAGAUCUUACUCAUACGGAAGAUAUCACCUUCGGGUCAAAGGAUUUGGAAGGAAUGUCCUUUCCCCAUGAUGACGCCCUACUCAUAUCAGCUAUCAUAGCUAACUUCGAGGUCAAGAGGAUUCCUGUGAAUAACGGAAGUGCAGCUAAUGUACUGUCUCAUGAAGCUUUUGUUCAGAUGGGUAUUGUUGGAUUACCCAUGACUUUGGGAUCUGAAGAUCGACAAGUAACCCAUAUUAUAACUUUUAAACUUUUCCGAACUCUGAUUGCCUACAACGCCAUUCUAGGGAGACCAUUGCUAAAUAAAAUCAGAGCUAUUAUCUCAACUUUUCACCUAGCAAUGAAGUUCCCCACAUGUAGUGGAGUUGGAGUCGUCCGAGGAAGCCAAACCAUGGCACGCCAGUGCUAUGUGACUAGUGUCCGAAAAACGAAGGGAGACGUCAUGCAGCUUUCAGAGCUCGAGCUCGAGCUUGAAAAUCGUAGGACACUCACCCCGAAAGAGGAGUUGGUCGAGGUCGAGCUCAAGCCUGGUAGGAAGGUGACAGUAGGACGUGAUCUUGAUUCAACCAUCAUGGCUAAACUCAUAAGUUGUCUCUCCCAAAACUAA
Molecule: messenger RNA, 1032 nt
Organism: Olea europaea var. sylvestris
Lineage: Eukaryota; Viridiplantae; Streptophyta; Magnoliopsida; Lamiales; Oleaceae
Exons: 3
Coding region: 1-1032 (343 amino acids)
Source: RefSeq, a predicted model, not a curated record